Salmo salar (Atlantic salmon) is the source of this 3391-nucleotide messenger RNA. Lineage: Eukaryota; Metazoa; Chordata; Actinopteri; Salmoniformes; Salmonidae. The record is from RefSeq and is a predicted model, not a curated record.
ACUCAUCAUGCCUAACUGUUUACAAUCUGUUCGACGAAACAUGGCUGCUGUCAAGUGAGCUGUUGAUGGUGUACCGAACAGUUACAAUUCACUUAUAUGUUCUCUUAAAUGAUUUAUUUAAAAUAUUUUAAUUGAUAACAGUGUAUUGUGACAGGGAUAGUUUCAAUAGUCUGCGUUUUACUCUGGAACCGUCACAAAUUCCUUCACCCGCUAUAACGUGCAAGUUAGCAUCACUAGCUAGCUCAAGGAGAACAAUGACGGCAAGCUCAUCGGGUGGAAACACCUGUCUCACUGCUAAAGGUUUGGACAUUAGUCUCGCAGCCCUGCAAAGACAAGAUCCCUACAUCAACAACAUUGUAGAUGUGGCGAGUCAAGUGGCGUUGUAUACUUUCAACAACCGAUCAAAUGAAUGGGAGAAGACUGACGUGGAGGGGACCCUGUUUGUCUACACAAGGCUAGCAUCUCCCAGACAUGGCUUCACCAUAAUGAACAGGCUGAGUAUGGAGAACCUGACUGAACCCAUCACUAAAGACCUGGACUUCCAACUGCAGGAUCCGUUCCUACUCUACAGGAAUGCUCGCUUAGCUAUCUAUGGCAUCUGGUUCUAUGAUAAGGCGGACUGCCAGCGCAUCGCAGAGCUUAUGAAGUAUCUGACGAAACAGGAACAGGCCCUAGCCCAGCGGGGUCAACAGGGACCGGGUCAGGGGGGCUUGGUGUCUCCUCGAGCCCUGGAGGCAGCAGGGGACCCUGGGAAGGGACAAGGAGUGGACAUCCUGCAGAUGCUGACCAAAGCUCGCAAUGAGUAUGACAAGGGUGGUCAGCCAGAGCCUAAAGAGAUAGGAGGGUCUAGUGUUCUUAAUGCCAACCCCAGCCUGAUCAAACCUAUCCCUGUCAAACCUAUGGAGAGAUUUCCCCAUCAGGGGCUACAGGAGAGGCCUGUUCAGGACAGUCAAGGAGAGCCCAGGCCUCUCUCUCUGGCAACUCUGUUUGGUGUCCAGCAGCCCAGAGCAGAGCUGGUCUCUCCCAUGGCUGGGUCAGGGUCAGUAGGUCCAGGGUCCCAGCCCCUGGGGAAGCCUGGAGGCGUCCGCCCGGCGGUGGCCCGCUCCUUGUCCUACGACGACCCAGUCCAGGCCCAGCUCCAUCUCCAGGCCCAGGAAGGGGGUCUGAUCUCAGGUAGCAGCCCCCCGCAGCACUGCCCUGCCUUCCAGAAGCUCAUGAAGGAUGCCGCCUCCUCCUCCCAGCCUCAGAACCAGCUCCAGCGAGACGGUCCUAUGGAGCAGCUCCAACCCGUCUCCGAGUCACCCGAGAACAGACUGCAUGAGAACGGAGCCCCCUCUGUCCAUCACCACCAUCGGACCCAGGCCAGACAAGACCCCAUCCAGAGACUGUUCCAGAACCAGCCCACUUCCACCACCUCUUCAAUGACGACCUCCGCUCCCUGUUGUUCUCGUCCUCCUCCUCCUCCUCUCAUCCCUGGUCUCCAGUCUGCUCAUCUUCAGCCUCUCCUGGUGGAUGCUUUGGGCUUCCCUGGUUCUCAACACCGUCACCUCCACCUCCCCCCUCACCAGGCCCAGCCGUUGUACUUCAGCCCCACCAAGCCGCCCCAGAUGCUGGUCCCCAUGUUGCCCUCACACCCCUCCCAGUCUCAACCUCCCCACCAACCCCAGCCUGGUCAUCCUCAACCUCAGUCACAGCCCUGUCACUCUUUCCACCCCUUCCAGCACCCCCAGCCCUUAUACCUCCACCCCCAGCCAGGUCACCCCCAGCCGGGGCAGCUAACUGGUGUCGUCUCCCCCCAUGAGCUGCUCCAGAGGCUGCAGCUGGUUCAACAGGAGCAGAGUCUGGUUCCGGAGCCCACUAGGCCUUCCUCUAACCUGGCUCCCCGCUUCCACGAGCCUGUCCCUCUAGCCCCCUCAGCCCCCCCAGCCAUGGGGCAGCACGGCCAGCAGUCAGCUCAUUCUACAGCCAGGUCUCUGGACAGUUUGGCUGACAAGAACUCUGCAGGCACCACUGCUCAGAAGUUCCAGGUGAUCUCCCCCAGCGUAUCCCAGCCACGGUGGCACCUACCCUGCUCCUGUCCCCCAGUGUCUUCUCCCAGGCCAAGCGCCCCCAGGCCAAAGCCUCUGGGGACACCCACUGCCCCCCUGGCCCUCAUCCUUCCUCAGCCCUCCUGGCCCCACAGGCCCCUGACGACCCCCAACCCAGGGGCCUCUCUAAGAGCCAGCUCCAGGCCACCCUGCUGCACCUCAUACAGAACGACAGUUCCUUCCUGGAUACCAUCUAUGAGUCCUACGCCCAGCGCUUCUCCACGGAAGCCACCGCAAACAAGUUCUGAGGCCAGGGCCCUGUUUUAAUGAGGCACCCAAUAGAAAAAUGUUUCAAAACGCUUUGCAACGGGAAGUGAAAAUCAGCAUUUCCUAUUGGACGAGUCCAGGGAGCCCUUCUCCCUGUUGGUCUGUUUUCUUCCGUUAGGUGCUUAAUGAGUCCCAAACCGGCACAAUCAUUUUAUCAUCUAAACCAUUUGCUGAUCUAGCUAAAUGAGUCUUCCUAAUGUGAGCACUGUCGAUGUAACCUGUGGAUUCAGAUUACAAGGAAAUUACAUUUUUGCCAUUUUUAAGAUGUUUUUAUCAUAAGAAUAAAAUAAUUGAAAGUUUGAAUGGGAUAUUGUAGUAAGAGCUAUCAAACAAUUGUAUAUGUUUUGGAAUGACUGUACUUGUUUUUAAAAGGUUCCUCUCUUAACUAAAAUGGUUUUCCAGGCAUUUGACAAUGUUUAAUUAACUUGAAGUUGGAUGAGUUUAUUUGAACACUUUAUUAAGUGGAAAUAUUUUCUAUUUUAAAAUCUUAAGCUUGUACUACCUCACAGAAGUGACCCUCUGUAUCUCUGUUGAGGUAAACGUUUCCCAAAGGAGGAAUUACAUACUGUAGAACCUAGCAUUUAUUUUCAUAAUGCGUUUGGCUUUAUUUCCACAUGUCUUCUGUGCUCACACAUCCUAGACUAGUUUGAUAGACGGUUUAUAUGUAUCAGGCAAAGGGUUUAAGAAACUAUUUUAUGUUACGAGAGAGACAGAUAAUAGAAUAUUGUCUAUUUUUCUAUGCCGUUGUCAUACGAGGACAUUUUAAAAACACAUUUUAAAAACACAAUGUUGCAAUGACAGUUUCAGGAAGUGUUUUAAUUCACACUAUCUGGCAUGUAUCAAUUAUUUUAAAACCUGUGGAAUCUGGAGUCCCAUCAUUUUGUUCUUUUGGUUUUGAAAACCACUUUUUCUUUUCUUUUUUUCCCCCCAGAGUCAAACAUUGUGACCGCAAAGCCCACUUCCUGACUUAUUUCUUGUGUAAUGAUUGAACAGUCUCUGGACCACAACUGAAUUGGAAAUAAAUUGUCUUCUUCAAA